UAAGUCCCCGGGACCGGGCUGGGCACGGGGGGGGGGAGGGGAGAGGAUGGGGGUGCUUCUCUCUGUGUCCCAAACAAAGUGUCACAAAGAGCUCGGCCCGCGGCAGCCGCGGAGGCGGCUGUAACUCUGCUUUUGUUCUCCUGGCCCGGGGUAGCUGAGCUCUGGCCUCCCUAUGUCCCAACCCUGCCCCCAUCGUCCUCCUUGAUUAUUUUCCGCGGGUGGAGUGUGGGGUGUGCCGGUGGAGCCCCUCGUGCGAGAGCACAGGUCCUGCUCUGCCUACCAGUUUUCGAGAGGGAUAUUCUCCCAGAGGGUCAACCACCCACCUUCCAGCCUGGGAACUCAGGCUCUUACAGGCACUAACACUGACUUUUUUUAAGGGCCAGUUCUACUUAGAGGGAUUUAAGGCUGUAGAUAUGCCGUCUCUCUCCCACCCCCCUCUGCCCCAGCUCGGGCUCCUCAGAACUUUCAGAAUCGGGGUCAAGUUAGGACAUGCUAGAACUUGGGUCUGGGAGAAGAUUGUGUGCGGGGGUUGUGCCUCUCUCUCACCUCUCAAUAGUUAUUUGGGAGCCCAUGACUGAAAUUUCAUGCCCCCCUAUCCCUUUUUCAAGAACUCUAAAAAGUGUCGAGGUUCAGUGUAGUGUGUAUUUGAAGCAGCUUUCAGAGCAGUGGGGUUCAGAGAGCCACGGAGAGAACGUAAAGUGAGUUGUUGGUCUGUGUGUGUUCUCCGGGUGGUCCUGACUCCGCACAGUCUAAUAGCCCCCUUUCGAUUUAAUCUCAUCUGUCGAAGUGGCUCAUAUUCAUUAGCUGAUUUAGGAGAGGGGAAAUUGCCGACAAGGAAAAAAAUUCAUGUGUUGGGGAUGACCAGGGGCAGAGGCCUACUUACAGCUAGGCCCCAGAGACCCUAAUCCUUUGCUACUGAACACUUGACCUUAAAACAUUUUGAAUCACAAGAUUUGGGGUGGGGGAAUCUUCUUGGUCCUAGAUUUAGCUGAUUCUUCUGUAAGUCUCUAACCACCAUCCUCCGCAGGAUUUGGGGGUCCUACCUUUCCGCAUCAGCUCUCCUAGGGUGUAAAGUAAUUGGCCUGUUGCUUAGGAAAUACUUCUCAUGCGUACCUCUGGCCCUGCAUCCUGCAAAGAUACACACAGGAGCAAGAUAACCCCUGAUUCCCCCUGGGUCUGGAAAGUAGGUCACUGCUACUCCCUGGCCCGGGCUCAGGGAUGGUGUUUAAGCCUUGAGUGUAGAAAAAUGCGAGGCUUGUCCACAGACAAUACAUGUCUGACUUAGGUUGCAAACCAGGUCACACUCUGUCUCUGUUGGUACCCUCCCCUAUCGAGAGCAAUUUAUGAGAUCCGGUGCCUGAGACCUGGUUUGAUGAAGAUGACGGAAGCCAUCUUGACUGGGCCUCGGAGGUCUCCGUGGAUUUUACUGAUUUCAGGCCACCUUCUGGGAAACUUCCCCUGAGGAGAAAUUCAACUUCCAUCUGGGCCUUCUUGUGUGCCACUGCUCCAUCCUGGGAACUGCUACUGCAGUGUGGUUGGUGUUGCUCAGGGAAGGAGGAGGAAGCCGUGCCCUGCUUCUGCUCCUUUUGCCUCAGAUAUAAGCCAUUUUCCUAGGAGACAUUUUGUUUAGUGUUUUACAGGCAUUAUUCUAGGGCCUAGCGUCUUCUCAGGAUCAGAAUAUGCGCCCAUAGGUUAGUCAGCUAUGACCAUGCAAUAUUCACACACACACACACACACACCCCUCCCAGCCAUCUGCUUCCUCUGAAUAUACCAGAUUGGCUGUACACCAGGAUGUUCCGGGAAUCCCCAGGAAAGCAACAGAAUGUGAUGGACUCAAAUACGAUACCUCAGUAACUCAUUCCAGGAUGUACCAACUGUAACUGUUAUGACAGUCUGUAUAGCUAAUUAAAAUUUUUCUAGGUAUGUGCAUUUUCUAUUCUAUUUUCAGUGGCAUCCAAAAGGCCACAGUCAUUCCCCUGAUACCCCUCCAUGGUUUCUCUGACACUCUAUACUUCCUAAAUAGGAUUUUUUUUUCCUCAUCCACUAGUUUCUGUGUCCUCUCUUUGGUGGGCACACUGCCUCUCUAACACUGCCCAGUUGUGUCUGUGAUUCUGAGGUGGCCAAAGUGGUGUCUCUGGUAGCCCACUGCACUCUCCAUGGUACUGAAGGAGUGGCUAUUUGUUUAACAUUUCUUGGGGGCCAGAAGAGUGUUGUGACUUAAAACCACACAACUUUCAAGUUGGCAGGGACUACAAAUGUAAAUUUAUUGUAAUUCAUUUCAUAGACCGUAAACUGAGAGAUGAGGUGACUUAUUCAUGGUUGUAAGACAUAGACUUACAAUGGCCUUGUACCCCUUAGUAUCUAACUCACCUUUAUGCAACUUUGAGUGAGGCUGGUCAGGCUGUUGGUCCCAGGAAAGGGUUUAUUUGGAGGCUCCAUAGGACAAGAGUGGCUGAAUUUGGAGCUGCAGAAACACACAUGUUAAGUGGUCGUCUAGAGAUGCUUGGGCAGGACAUUUUUUUAAUUUGUCUGUUAAUGCUCCAAGGUCAGAUUCCGCAUGUAACAGGUGUCUGCCCCUCCGUAGAGUCUUGCCACUCGGCUCAGUGCUGAAAAUUAAUGCAGCUUCGAAGCCCCAGAGUUGUCUUUGCUGAUAAGCAGGGAUAACUCCUGGCCCAGUUUGCUUCAAUUAAAGAUUUGUAAGCAAAGUAAGGCUUGAGUUCUUUUCUUUCCUAGUAACCCAUUUCAGUUUCAUAAUUCUCACGGCAAGGAAGUUCUUUAUCAAAUAUUAUGUCUGAGGUUAAAUUAAAGAAAGCUAGGCCCAAGUUCAUCUGGGCUGAACAAGAUACAGUUCUGUAUGGAAGGAGGAAGGUAGUUACGACUUCUGGCCAUCCACUGAAGUCUAAUUCCUGACCCUGUCAGCCGUGAAAUGGCAGGAGAACCUUCUCCUCACCAUCCUCUUCCCUGCCCUGUGCAGCACUUGUCAGGGAUAGGGAAUUUUAGAUGGAGAAUUUUAACCCCUUCCUGCUCAGAGUAUGUGUGGAUCCCCCUAUCUGUGCAGAUGGCAAGGCCCCGCCCCCCGUCCCUCACUCCAGCCUCUUGAGCUCAGAGCCAGUGUAAUCCUCCUCUUGUGUGAGGAAGCCUCUCCCCUGCAGAGAGGAGGAAAGCCUGCCUCGGAACAGCUCUGGACAAAGGGGCUGAGAUGCCCCAUCAAACCACAGGCUCCAAGGUUUGAAACGGGGUGAAACCUAAAUGGGAUUUGCAGUUUAAACCCCUUGCCUAGGCUGGUAGUGCCCCUUAACUUCCACGCCUCCCCCAACUCUCUUCACUCCCUCUGUAGCUGGCUCUCCCUCCAUGCCCCUCCCCCUCUGUCUCCAGACUCUGCUGCUGGGAGGUGUUUCUCUCCCAUGCAUGAAUGAGUCUCUGUAAUGAAUGGAAAUGAAUGGAUCAGGAAUCCGGGAAGGGGGAGGGGGAGGAGGAAAGACCAGAAGACUGGGUGCCGGCAGAAGCUAGGAAGAGGAACCUGGAGGGAUUUGGCCGGCUGGCCCCGGGUCUGAGAGGAGCUGGUACCACUUGGAUAAUAGGAGUAUGGCUAGCCCUCCGCAUUUGUUUAUCCAGUGGCACAGCCCCGUGCGAGUGGAAGAGGGGUAUACUAUGAUGGCCUCCCACAUCGUGUGUGUGCUGGGGGGUGAUGGUGGUUCUGGACUAGGUGUUUAAAACAUCAUUUGGGGGCGGAGCUCUGGGUUUGUCAUACAGAUUGGCAGGUCAAGGGGUGCAAGUUUUGAAGACAGCAAAUAGGAAGCAUGUGAUACCUCAAGAUCCACGUAGGAAGAAGGGAUGGGUUUUAAGAAUACAGGCUGCAAAGUGGGGUGACUUUACUGCUGAGAGCCAGGGCUCAUCUUUCCUCCGAUCAAUCUGUCUUGUUUUAGCACCUCCGCACCUGUUGCCUCCAUUAGCAGCUUUCCUUCCUCCUCCUUCCAAUCCUCAGAACCAAAGAAUGUGAAGGGGGUCCAUGGAGGGCUCACGUCCCCGCAUCUUGGUCGGCCACCUAGAGCCUUCCCCGCCAGCUUUCGACGGCGAACUGGAUCUGCAGCACUACUCCAACGGACCAGGUGUGAGCGCCGGGUCUCCUGGGAUGGGAGCAGUGGGCUGGUCUGAGACUCGUGCAGGUGAACGGCGAUUCCCCUGUCCUGUGUGCGGAAAGCGAUUCCGAUUCAAUUCCAUCCUGGCUUUGCACCUGCGAGCACACCCGGGCGCCCAAGCCUUCCAGUGCCCACACUGUGGCCACCGAGCAGCUCAGCGGGCUCUGCUUCGCUCACAUCUUCGAACGCACCAGCCCGAGCGCCCACGAAGCCCUGCUGCACGGCUGUUGCUGGAGUUGGAGGAACGCGCCCUGCUCCGUGAAGCCCAACUGGGGAGAGCCAGAAGCUCAGGGGGCAUGCAGGCCACCCCUGCUGCAGAGGGCCUGGCGCGCCCUCAGGUUCCUUCUUCGUCUGCCUUCCGUUGCCCUUUCUGCAAAGGCAAGUUUCGCACCUCCGCGGAGCGGGAACGCCACCUGCAUAUUCUGCAUAGGCCCUGGAAGUGCAGCUUGUGCAGUUUUGGUUCCAGCCAGGAGGAGGAGUUGCUGCAUCACAGUCUGACGGCCCAUGGGGCUCCCGAGCGCCCCCUGGCGGCUACUUCUACACCCGAGCCCCAGCCUCCACCCCAGCCAGAACCCAGGUCUGCCCUUGAGCCUGAGCCAGAGCCUGAACCUAGGCCAGAGCCUGAACGGGAGGCAAACCCUACCCCGACUCCUGCACCUCCGGAGGAACCCCCGGCGCCACCUGAAUUCCGUUGCCAGGUGUGCGGUCAGAGCUUCACACAGUCCUGGUUUCUCAAGGGUCACAUGCGCAAGCACAAGGCCUCCUUUGAUCAUGCAUGCCCUGUGUGUGGCCGCUGCUUCAAGGAGCCCUGGUUCCUUAAGAACCACAUGAAGGUGCACACCAGCAAACUGGGUCCUUUGCGUGCCCCGGGGCCUGGCUCUACUCCUGCCAGGGCCCCUCAGCCUCCUGACCUGAGCCUGUUGGCUUAUGAGCCACUAGGCCCUGCGCUUCUCCUGGCCCCAGCGCCCACCCCAGCUGAGCGCCGAGAGCCCCCAAGCCUCUUAGGCUACCUGAGUGUGCGAGCUGGGGAAGUACGACCCAAUGGUGAGGGUGCUGACCCUGGAGCAGGCCGAAGCUAUGGGGGAUUCCGCCCGCUGCCUUCAGCUCUUCCCAAUCGGGCUCGGCGGCACCGUACAGACGAACCGGAGGAGGAAGAAGAGGUGGUAGAGGCAGAAGAGGAGAGCUGGGCCCGGGGCAGGUCGCUGGGCACUCUGACUUCCCUGCAUCCCCACUCAGGUGAGGGGUCAGGACAGUCUGCACCUGCCGUGGGGGCCCAGGCAAGAUCUACAGCCACCCAAGAAGAAAAUGGGCUGCUGGUUGGAGGGACCCGAUCCGAAGCUGGCCGCGGGGCCACUGGCAAGGACUGCCCCUUCUGUGGAAAGUCUUUCCGCUCGGCACAUCACCUGAAAGUGCAUCUUCGCGUGCACACAGGUGAGCGUCCCUACAAGUGUCCACAUUGCGACUAUGCAGGCACCCAGUCGGGCUCGCUCAAGUAUCACCUUCAGCGUCACCAUCGAGAGCAGAGGAGCAGCGCAGGUCCUGGACCUCCUCCAGAACCCCCGCCCCCUUCCCCGCGGGGCUCAGCCUCACUGCAGCCGCAGUCGGGAGCCAAACCAACUCAGGCCUCUGCCACCUGGGUGGAGGGCGCUGCGAGUACCAGGCCUCUUUCGAGCAGCACCGGACCAGGGUCCCGAAGAAAGCCUGCCAGCCCUGGGAGGACCCUGCGUAACGGGAGAGGUGGUGAGGCCGAGCCCCUGGACCUGUCCCUACGGGCAGGCCCAGGAGGUGAGGCCGGGUCAGGGGGUGCCCUUCACCGCUGCCUCUUCUGCCCCUUUGCCACUGGAGCUCCUGAGCUCAUGACCUUGCAUCUGCAAGUACACCACAGCCGUCGAGCCCGGGGCCGCCGGCAGCCCCGAGCUGACACAUCUCCACCCUAUGUCCGAGCACCGUCAGGAGAGACACCUCCCAGCCCGCCACUAGAAGAGGAGGGCAGCCCAGGGCUGUCUAGAUCUGGAGAGGCAGGUCUUGGGGGGCAAGAACGGUAGGAGUGCCCUCUUAGGAAUGAUUAGCUUAGUAAGCUUACCCCGCAGGAGCGGGGAAGCGCUAGAGGUAGUUGGGUAGAGCAGCCAGCAGGGAGCAGUGUGGGACCCGUACCCCAGCCCAAGGUGGACCAAGAGGUAAAGAGGGCAGUGGGUGAAGGACGGUGGGCAGGCAGUAUCCACCCAGCCCAGGGGAGUCACAGUGCCUUAGAAGUGGCAGAGGUGAGGGUCAGAGAACGGGGUCCUAGGGCUGGUAGAGGAUGCGCUCCUGCUGAGGAGCCGCCCUGCCAGCCUCCGCUGGUCCAUAGGCUCGAGAGUUUAUUUUUGUAUAAGGGGUGGGGGUGGGGGGCACUGUACCCUUCUAGCCCUGUCAGGGGCCCUGUAGACGUUGCUAUUUUUGGUACGAUUCCUGUCAUCCCUGUUGAAGAGUCAUGUCCCCAAUAAACAGGUGUCUUGAGGCACAAGG
Messenger RNA from Alexandromys fortis (reed vole), 6644 nucleotides. It is a transcript of the gene Znf219, whose product is annotated as zinc finger protein 219. NCBI's taxonomy places the organism in Eukaryota, Metazoa, Chordata, Mammalia, Rodentia, Cricetidae. Gene Ontology annotation, molecular function: DNA-binding transcription factor activity, RNA polymerase II-specific; RNA polymerase II cis-regulatory region sequence-specific DNA binding. Bases 4010 to 6184 code for a protein of 724 amino acids. The record is from RefSeq and is a predicted model, not a curated record. Gene Ontology annotation, biological process: regulation of DNA-templated transcription. Gene Ontology annotation, cellular component: nucleus. The transcript is spliced from 4 exons.